This is a messenger RNA of Alligator sinensis (Chinese alligator), 5720 nucleotides long. It is a transcript of the gene CDK19, whose product is annotated as cyclin dependent kinase 19. Lineage: Eukaryota; Metazoa; Chordata; Crocodylia; Alligatoridae. The transcript is spliced from 14 exons. Gene Ontology annotation, molecular function: RNA polymerase II CTD heptapeptide repeat kinase activity; cyclin-dependent protein serine/threonine kinase activity; ATP binding. Gene Ontology annotation, cellular component: mediator complex; nucleus; cytosol. Bases 16 to 1521 code for a protein of 501 amino acids. Gene Ontology annotation, biological process: protein phosphorylation. The record is from RefSeq and is a predicted model, not a curated record.
AAAGAUCUUGUCUGCAUGGAGAUACUCUGUAUUAGACUACAACAAAGUAAAGUCACUUCGCUCCUCGAUGAGGGUAUCCAGAUUCCAGAAGGGCUUCGUGUAUGGACUUCAAGCCUUGGAGAUAGCAGAAUAUUCAGCAGAAGAAAAGAUGAAAAGGAGUAUGCACUGAAGCAAAUUGAAGGUACAGGGAUAUCCAUGUCGGCCUGUAGAGAGAUUGCACUUUUACGAGAAUUGAAGCACCCUAAUGUCAUUGCGUUACAGAAGGUUUUCCUUUCUCACAGUGACAGAAAGGUUUGGCUGCUGUUUGAUUAUGCCGAACAUGAUUUGUGGCAUAUUAUCAAGUUUCACCGUGCCUCAAAAGCAAAUAAAAAACCCAUGCAGUUGCCAAGAUCUAUGGUUAAAUCACUACUCUACCAGAUCCUUGAUGGAAUACAUUACCUCCAUGCAAACUGGGUGCUUCACAGAGACCUGAAACCAGCAAACAUUCUGGUAAUGGGAGAAGGUCCUGAAAGAGGAAGAGUCAAAAUAGCUGACAUGGGUUUUGCCAGAUUGUUCAAUUCACCUCUAAAACCAUUAGCAGAUUUGGAUCCAGUCGUGGUGACAUUCUGGUACAGAGCUCCAGAACUGUUACUUGGUGCCAGGCAUUACACGAAGGCCAUUGAUAUAUGGGCAAUUGGCUGCAUAUUUGCUGAACUAUUGACUUCAGAACCUAUUUUUCACUGUCGUCAGGAAGACAUCAAAACAAGUAAUCCUUUUCAUCAUGAUCAGCUAGAUCGCAUUUUCAGCGUAAUGGGAUUCCCUGCAGAUAAAGACUGGGAAGAUAUAAGGAAGAUGCCAGAAUAUCCCACACUUCAAAAAGACUUUAGGAGAACAACAUAUGCCAAUAGUAGCCUCAUAAAAUACAUGGAGAAACACAAGGUCAAGCCUGACAGUAAAGUUUUCCUUUUGCUUCAAAAACUUCUCACUAUGGAUCCUACAAAGAGAAUUACCUCAGAGCAGGCUUUGCAGGAUCCCUACUUCCAGGAGGAUCCACUGCCUACAUCAGAUGUGUUUGCUGGCUGUCAGAUUCCUUAUCCAAAACGAGAAUUCCUCAAUGAGGAUGAACCCGAAGAGAAAGGGGAUAAGAAUCAGCAGCAGCAGAAUCAGCAUCAGCAACAAACAGCACCUCAGCAGCAACAGCAAGCAGCACCUCAGCAGCAGCAACAGCAACAAAACAGUACCCAGACAAAUGGGACGGCAGGAGGAGGUGGAGCAGGAGGAGGGGGCACUGGGGCAGGACUCCAGCAUAGCCAGGACUCCGGCCUCAAUCAGGUGCCUCCAAAUAAGAAACCACGCAUAGGGCCUUCAGGCACUAACUCAGGCGGGCCUGUUAUGCCUUCAGAUUAUCAGCACUCCAGCUCACGCCUGAGUUACCAAAGCAACAUUCAGGGAUCUUCUCAGUCCCAGAGUACGAUGGGCUAUUCCACAUCAUCUCAGCAGAGCUCUCAGUAUCACCAGUCUCAUCAAUCUCACAGGUACUGAGAGGCCUAAUAGACUGUGCUUGGAAAGGAAUGGACUAAAAGCCAGAAGACUCCAGCAAUAUGAAGUUCAUAAUAAUGAGAAGAACCAAAAAUGCAAACUGCGAUGCAGAUUUAAAAUUCACAAUUACAAGAGGAAAACUUUAGUUACUGAAGAUUUUUUUUCAGACAACUCUGUCCUUCCAUCAUUGCCAUAAAGGAGAUUCUUGUGAAGUGCCCCCCAGCUUCCCCUCGCAUGUGUCCCGUUGUGGUUACUCUGAUGAAAUCUUCUGAUCUGAACCCAGCACUUAACUUCUUUAACCUUUGGAAUUUUUGAAGGAUUCCUGGUGCACCUUUCUCAUGCUGUAUUGAUCGCCAUAAGUCUAUCUUUGCAAAUCUCUUUAAUGGGAUUUUACAGUUUUAAAAUCUUGAACUCCCAGGCUUUCAAGCUUGUAUAUAGUUAGUUUUUUACUAGGCAAACCAGUUUAGCUAUACAAGUAUAAUGCACCUUUUUAAAGCACUAUGUUAUUUUCACAGGAUAUUACUGUUUUGCUCAUGGAUGUCAAGAAAAGCGAAUUUUACUGUUCCAGAGUAUUUUACUAUUCUGUUUUUAUUAAUCUAGUUUUCAGGCAAGGUCUUAAAAAAAAAAUUAAAAUAAAAAAAAAAUAAAGGAAAGAAAAGAAAAAAAGUACCCACCCAAGUCUCUGCAGCAGCUAAUAUGCUGCAUGCUACUGGACCGAACACCAAACAGAAGAUCAUGAAUGUUUUUUAAAUCAUUCAUAUUGAAUCCCAUUGAUUACAGCCAUCACCUUCUAAGUAGCUUUGAAUUAAACAUUAUUUUAAAUUAGACCAUGAUGGUUACAUGAAAAGGAGAUGGCCUUCAGGGCUCUGCUGGAACAAAGCAAUGGAACAUCUUCCCUGGUUGUGCACCCAGAAUAGCCAGGAAAAUGCAUUGACUGGCCUCAUGUCUUGGUAGAAGAGAGUGUGGGGAUGAAGGGCUUGUCUUUCUGUUAAACAGCUCUUUAGUAUGUUCUGUAAAUCCUGCUUUUGAUGUUGCAGUCUCUUUUGUUGGUUUCCCUGAAUCAUUUAUCUAAAUACAGAAAAUAUUAAGACUUAUAAAGAACAAAGAAGUAUCCGUCUUUACAUAGGAUCAUUACAUUUAAGUAAAAAUAUUGUACAUUUUAAAGAGCAUGUUAAAAACUGUUCUAGUUUCUCAUGUUUAUAAUGGAUAUUCUGUAUUCUUCCCAUUGCUGUGAUUAUCCCAGAUUAGUUGCACCAGAUGCACUUGAUUGCACUGAAAUAGGUUGGGGUUUUAUUUGGUGUUUUUUUUUCCCCUUCCCCCAAGAGCAAAUAUAUUUUGAUUGUGCCUGAGGACUGUAAGUGGAUGGAUAACUGGCAGGCUAUGCCAGGUAAAUAAUCAGCAUUCACAAGCAUAAUCAGAGGACCACAAUUCAAUUAAUGAAGCCUCAGCUAUUCAGAGAAACGUAACAUAACUUGAGGCAGCUCCAUUUUAUAUUUCAUUGCUUAAAGAAGGCUCAUGAUUCUCAUUGCACUAAAACUGGAAAGACAUUUAUUUACUUUAAAAUGUUACGAGCUGGAUAAGCAGCCCCCGGCUUUUUUAAUUGAUUGCUGAAAAAGAGGUAGCAGAAGGAGCAAGCUAUGUAUAAAAAGGGCAUAUUAUUGAAAUUUACACUUUACAGUGUGGUCUCUUCUGUCUGACUCCGUGUUCUAGCCUGAAUCCAUGUGAGAAUUUAGAUGUAAAGCAGUAAACAUUUCACAAUAAAUUAGUGGUAGAUGUUAGCAGGGUGUUAGAUAUGUAUGCCCCAAGGAGAAUAUUCAUUCAUCCCAGUCAUACAAGAAUGAUAAAUAUUUCUGUGGAGACUGAUCUUUCAUCCCUGCAAAAAUCUUUUAUUUUUAUAAGCAGUUGGAAAUGUAUGUGGUUUGGCCAGAUCAUGGGCCACAUGACUUCGAUGACAUUGGUCUUCUCAGAGAAGUGUCUGGAGGUAAAAUUAAAUUUAAAAUGAGUGAAAGAGCAGUGAAAGUGAAAUGGAGCAAUUUGAAGAGAAAUAUUGCCAAUUGUUAUUAGGACAAAACCAUCUCCUACUGAAUACUUUUCAUCUUUAUUCUCUAUGAUAUUAUGUGCCAUGUGUAUCUGAGUAACUUUGUUGGUGGGAACUGAUUUUCAUUGGUUCUUUACUUGAGUUCAGUGAAUCUGCUAGGGUUAAAAUCUUUUCCAGGAUUAAUUACCCCAAGUUUUUAUUGAAGUUAGGAGGAGCCCCAUGGCUGUAUCUGAGGAACAAUUUGGCCCCUGCCAACAACAUUGUUGGAUAUUCUUGUGAUUGGCUUCCACAUUUCUGACUAGCAGCCCUUGAUAUAUGCUGCUUUGUCGUCUCCUCUUCUCACCCCUCUAUCCAGUCAAAGCACUAUUGUCUCUUUGAGCAUAAUCGUUUAAUAUUUAUACUCUUUGCCACCUCUUCAAAGUACUGGUAAUGGCAGGAGGGGGAAAGGGACAAGUCUUCUCCUGGCUGAGUUGGAUUCCUAUGGUGCCAACAAAGUUAAAUUUUAGUGUAGGUUCACGUAUGUGCGAAGCGUGAAGAUUCACAGCAUUGUAAUAUGCUUUAAUUCAGUGAGCUUCCAUCCCCUAGAAUGACUGCCAUGAGCUGAAUAAGUAUUUCUUUAUUUGCUUAAUCUAAAUCACUUAUUGUGCUCCAGUGCCCUGCCGCUUCUGCGCGCAUUCAUAAAACUGAACUAACUCCUCCAUUGCCUUCCAGGUAAAAGCUGAAUGGGGAAUAGAUAAAGGGAAAGGUUACUGUUGGAAAUGUUUACUGUGCACACUUACUUCCUUUCCUCUGCCAGUUGGUUUUUGGAUGUUUGGUCUUUUCUGGUGAGUUAUAUGUGACUUUCAAGAUGGAUGGGAGCCAGCCGCAAGAUGAAGCAGCCUUGUUUCAGGGGGUGAUUUCACAAGGGAAAAAUGCUCUUUUUGUCGAAAGGUUAAUCAGGUAGUCUGUUGUGAGAAACCAGGAGCAUGUAUAUUUUUGUGCCUGGUCAGUUAUAGCAGUUGAUACAUACUGGUAUUCCCUUUUUUUAUCCUUACCCUGAACCUCUGUGUGCCCCCACAAAACCUGAAACCCAGUAAUGGAAAGUGAUACCAAUAAGCCUUUUUUCCUGUUCUCUUGGUGAUGCAUUUGGACCAUCCAGUAUCAUUCUGCGAUGUUUCUGCUCUGGCCUUUGGAGGAAACACAAAAGUGGGGAAUAGGAUUAGCAGCAUAGUCUACAUUGGUGAAGUUUAUGUAGCACAAACUGCACAAUGAAGGAAGAAUAUUGUGAAAGCCGUGAGUCCUGCACUGUAUCUGUGACACUGUAUCUUUUUUUGGGGGGUGGGGGGGAGGGAAGAGCAUUCUGAGAGGGGAUAGGGGGGAAGCUUGAAGUAUUCAAAUGUGUAUAAUAUUUUAUAUAAACAUAAUCUUAGUUCCCCUUCAUAAUCUUCAGUAAUGGUACUUAAACACCAUUAAGCAAAGAAUUGUUUUAGGGUUAAAUAAAUGUAUUGUACAUAAGGCCAUAUGUAAUCUUCUAAAAACGUUGCCACACAGCAGCGAUAUGUAUUACUAUAUGAAAAAAGUCCUUAAUGCACUGUUAUCUCCUAAAUAUUUAGUAGUAAAUUAAUACUAUUUAAUUUUUUUAAAAAUCUGUCUUGUGUAGACACUAAAAGUAUUACACAAAAUGUGGGCAGAAGAUGUCCUUUUUAACAGCAAUUUAAAGAACUUUUUAUAUAUGUAAUGUAGUAUACUUUCAAAUUGUUCUAGCUGUAUUUUCCCAUGUUUACUAUUUGUGGACAUUUGCCUGUCUCACUUCAGUUAUUUUUUAUUAUUAUUAUUUCCUGCACGCAUCCCUCAUUUUUGUAGUUUUAUUAGAGAUUUCCGCAGCAGAGCUUUCCUGUUCUAGCUCUGUGGUGGGCACUUACAGCAGUGCCCCUGCUGAUGGACUUCAAGAAUCACAGGGCAAAAUAUUUGUUUCCCAUUCUACAGUUAAAGAGUUUACUGCUUUUAAGUUGUCCUGAUGUCACUCUUGAAAUGACUGUUAAAACAAAACUAUGAGUUCAUUGCAUUUAUUUUAUAUUCUUGGCUGUAAUGAAAUUGAAUUGACUUUGCUUCAGUGUGAAUUUUUUAAAUAAAAAUAAUAUACAUUUGUAAUAAUAAUAAAAUGUUCAAAUCAGAUAAGUGUGCU